AUGACCCUGUUUACUCAGUCAAUGCUGGGUAUCAAGCGCGUAUCUGUGGGCCCCUCGGGCUGGGGCGAUGUGACCAACCAGUCCGUUCCAGCGGACUGUGUGUGCCUGCUCCCCUAUGGCGGCACGUGUGGACCGUCGACCCCGCGGACAACAGUCCAAUCCACUGGGCGACCAACAGCACCUUGUUCUGAAUCCGAAGAAGAGCCACAGAAUGUGGAACAAAUAGGACCACAGCAACAAAUUCAGUAUAAGCGAAGACUCACGAAUGAGUUAAGGCAACUUAUUUUGCAAGACUUGUUGUCACUAAAGGUUAGUGACUCACUUCCUCAUUGUACAUUCAAACGCAUAGCUCAAAAAUACGGCUACACACAUAGAACCAUCCGAAAUUUAUGGAAACGAGCAAUACAAACCAAGGAAGCACACAAACCAUACAAUGUGGAAUCCAAGUUCAAAAAUUGUGGAAGAAAAAGAGUCGUCAUACCACCAAACUUACUUGAGUCUAGACCCAUUGGCGAACGCACUUGCAUUAGAGAUGUUGCAACAUGUUUAGAUUUGGCACCGUCAACGGUGUGGAGGUUGAUAAAAAGAGGCGAGAUAAAGGCUCAUUCAAAUCCAUUACACCCGGCUUUAACCGAUGCCAGCAAACUAAGGAGGGUGGAGUGGAUUUUGAGCCUUAUCCAAGAAGACACAAUUCAAAGACACCCGAUUUACAAAGGAAUGUACGAUUAUAUUCACAUUGACGAGAAGUGGUUUUAUUUAACCAAGAAAACGCAAAGGGUUUAUUUAGCACACAAAGAAAAGGUCCCAUAUAGAGCAGCGAAGUCAUCAAAGUUCAUACCUAAGGCCAUGUUCUUAGGGGCCGUUAAUAGGCCUAGAUGGAAUCGUUUUGGUCAAUGCACGUUUGAUGGGAAAAUUGGAAUUUUCCCUUUUAUUAAUAUGGUGCCAGCACAAAGAGAUUCAAAGAAUCGACCAAGGGGUUCAAUUGAAAUUAAACCAACCGAAUCAGUCAAUCAAGAAGUUUAUAGGAGUAUGCUUAUACAACAAUUGAUUCCGGCUAUACUAAGAAAAUGGCCAAGUGAUGGACCUUCUAUUAUUUUUAUUCAACAAGAUAAUGCAAGGGUUCAUAUCACAAACGAUGAUCCAAUAUGGCAACAACACAAUAGGCAAGGGGGUUUAACUUUCAUUCUUACUCAACAACCUCCAAAUAGUCCGGAUUGUAAUAUUCUAGACUUGGGUUUCUUUAGGAGCAUGCAAUCACUUAUGCAUAAAAAGAUGUCCAAAAACAUUACAGAAUUAAUCACAGCAGUUGAGGAUGCAUUCGGAGAGUUACAUCCAAAGACCUUAACUAAUGUGUGGAUCUCAUUACAACACCAUUUAAAUGAGAUUUUAAAAGUUAAGGGGUCUAAUGACUACAUACAACCCCACUUUGGAAAGAAGGUUGAAGAAGACAAUGGCAUUAAGGAUUCAAGUGAGAAUCCUAACACAAUUGGUUAG
Molecule: messenger RNA, 1494 nt
Organism: Amaranthus tricolor (Joseph's coat)
Lineage: Eukaryota; Viridiplantae; Streptophyta; Magnoliopsida; Caryophyllales; Amaranthaceae
Exons: 3
Coding region: 1-1494 (497 amino acids)
Molecular function (GO): nucleic acid binding
Source: RefSeq, a predicted model, not a curated record